AUGUCUGGCGCGGAAGACUCUACUGCUUUCAGAGGUCCUUACCCUGGCCAUCCUCCUAUUUUAGUCUCCGAGCGGCACUUUGACCCCUACGAGGCGAGGCUGGGCAGCGGCCUUCCCUUAUACGUCAGUAUUGAAAACGAUGCCGAAUCUACCUCUCCCCUGAGGCAACUCCCCGACAGAGGCACCGCGGCUGGGGUUGUCGUCUUCACAAAUUCAGUAAAUCAAGGCGAAAGAGAUGAAAACCAGGAAACCAUUCCACAUUUUUUGUGCAAGGAGAUGGACAAGGAAAGUCCUUUUCGCUCCGUGGAGGGCUAUCGCUCCAAUAACGAGCUCUGGCGCUUUCGCCGCCGCGGCUGUCAGGAUGGUUGGAUGGCUUUCCUCUUUCUGAUGUUGAUGGCUGUGGUGUUGGUCCAGGGGGCCUCGGAGCUGCCGGACUUCGCGAUGGACGAAACGAUGGCAAUGCUUAUUUCACAGCGAAUACGCGAGCUUGGACUAAUCUUUAAUAACACGAACAACCACCAAAGCCUUUUUGGGGUUUUACCCCUUUCCUGGGGUUGGGGUGAUCCCACAGGUGUGGAUGGGACAUCGAUGGGGGGGUUCUUUAACUAUGGCCAACCGAAACCAAACACGGUAGGUUCUGUAGAACCGAACGUCGGUCUAAUGAAUCCCACAAGGGGGAAUCGGAAUACUCGCACCGUAGUUCAGGAUAUCUGGCGCGAGUCGGUGACCUCGAGGUGGGUAUUGAUGACUAUGCUUUUUUUUGGUCUCUCCUUAGCGAUUGCAAUGCUAGACCUUAAACUACUAUGCUAUAUGCCUCGUGCACUUAUUUUGAUAUCCAGUUGGGUAUAUACCUUCCUUUUUGCUGCUGUGGCGUUCAUUUUCUAUAUGAACAAUUACGUUAUGAUGAGCUUGUUGUUUGGUUUUAUGACCGUAUUACCAUUGCUGUGGUUGUAUCUUAUUAAAAGUCGCAUUGAUUUUUCGGUAUGUCUAAUUGCCAUCGCCUCUCGCGUCAUUCAGAGAUACUACAGCUUGAUAAUCAUCUCACUGGGCAUAGCUCUUCUAUCAAUUGCGUUCACUCUGUUUAUGCUUUGCUUAAUGGUUCCCCCGUCGCUUCGCCUAUUGGCUGGGAUAUACAACCCGCAUGAUAUUUGGUACUUUUUGCUCGUGAUUACCAGUCUUUUUUGGACGACCCAGGUCCUUUUGUAUGCGAUCCAUGUCAUCUGUUCCGGCGUUAUCGCUACGUGGUACUUUUCAGGGUCCUCCAAAGUAGUUUCCUCACCAAUUCCUAAAAUGCUUCGCCGGGCAUUUUUUGAUAAUUUCGGUUCAAUCUGUUUCGGUUCCUUAUUUACAGCCCUCAUGGACUUUAUUUACUUCAUCGCCACCGUAACAUCGAGUGAGUUGGAUGACUACAGCUUCAUGAACUGCAUUCUUCUGUGUAUUUUGGAUUUUACCGAUUUUCUUUUGAGUUAUUUCAAUGAAUAUGCGUUUGUGCAUGUGGGUAUUUACGGCUGUAAUUAUCUCGAGGCGGCAAAGGUCACCUGGCAACUAACCCAGCGGUGCCUUUUCGUAGCUUUUUUUAAUGAUUGUUUGGUUAGCCAGGCGGUCUGGAUGACAACACUGCUUUCCGACCUCGUGAUGUCUGCCAUCGCCUACGCGCUGACAAGAGAUUUAGCGUUCAGCACGGUCGUAUUCAUCAUCUCGGAUUUAAUCAACAAUAGCGUUUUCCAGAUCUUCAGGAGUACGGUAAUUACCAUUUUUGUGUGCUUCGCAGAGCUUCCGGAAGGCCUAGAAGUAUCCUUUCCGGAGCUAUACCAAUCGCUGAUGAAGUACGAUGCUGGAAUGAUUCAAAACCUCUACCCAUAUGCCAACCAGCCAAAGUAUGGGACACUUUAG
Molecule: messenger RNA, 1893 nt
Organism: Phytomonas sp. Hart1
Lineage: Eukaryota; Euglenozoa; Kinetoplastea; Trypanosomatida; Trypanosomatidae
Source: the annotation of a GenBank genome assembly